UGUGACUUCUAUCUUCCCUACACAAGAUUCGAUCUUGAUAACCGCUGGCCAGGUUUUUGAGGUGGAUGUGCUGCCGUGCAGUCGGUGCAGUUCUCUGUCUUGCUACUGCAGACAGGCUACACAUUUGGAAGUUUCCUGUUUGUCUGGUGCCUAGCAUGGCUUGAGAUUGAGUUGUGCUGGCGGCUAACAGUUGGUACUCAAUUACUAGAGUCCAUACUAAUUGAACACAGACUGAGCUACUGUAUAUGCUCACACACUGCUGUCUAAACUGUCUGUGCGAAGUGCUGAGUGCUGGAGAAUUUGGACGCAAGACGGCAUGACGAAUUCACAAGGAUGUCGACAGCGGCGACAACCAACCCUCGGGCGCCUCACAGCACACACAUACCUAGCACUACUACUCCUGUGCGGCGGUGCCGUAGCUGACACGGCACGAGCGCAAUCACUUGACGCGGCGGCAGCGGACGAGGCGAGCGCGAACCGCUGCAUCUGGUACGGGCAGUGCGGCGACAACGCCAGCGGCAACGCCAAGCUCAACUGUAAGUACACGGGCGAGGCGCCGUGCCUGGACGAGAGCGGAGAGCACUACCGCCUGCUGGCCGAGACCUGCCCGAUGCUGGUCGACGAGCAGCCGCGUAACGAGACUCGCGCCUGCUGCGACCUGGCUCAGGUUAAGACGCUGCACAAGAGCCUGGGUCUGUCGGAGGCGCUGCUCAGCGGCUGUCCGUCGUGCGCCUACAACUUCCGACAGCUCUUCUGCUACAGCACGUGUAGCCCGAACCAGCAGCAGUUCAUGGCGUACGCGAGGAACAACGCCGGCGAGAAGUUCGGCGAGUUCCCGUCGGACACGGGCAAGACUAUCGCCGAGCUAGCGCAGGAGGACUCCACCUGCGUGCUGAACAGCACCGACGUCGAUGAUGUCAUGGAUGAUGUCAGCGGAGCGGUGGUGAAUCAUACGAGCGUGCAGGCCGUGCAGUACUGGUUGGAUCGGGAGCAGGCCAUGGCGUUCUUUAACUCGUGCAAGAACGUGCAGUACUCGUCGACGCAGACGCGUGUCAUCGGCAUGCUGUGCGGUCGCGCCGCCGACGCCUGCACCAUGCCGGAUUUCUUCACAUUCCUCGGCUUGCCACCAAACUCGCCAUUCAAGAUCAUGUUUGAGCUGGUCGCACGCAACGAGACGCAGCACAACGUGUCGGCGCCCAUGAACGCCACGUCCAAGCGCUGCGACGAGGCGGUGAUGCCGCUGAACAAGACGUGCAGCUGUCAGGACUGCCCUUCACCCAAGCUGUGCCCCUUGCUGCCGCCGAUUCCCAAGCAGCAUCACUUCACCAUAUUCGGGUUUGACGGCUUCACGUUUGUGGUGCUUGUCAGCUACGCCGCCAUUCUGGCCAUCUCUAUGCUAGUCCUUGCGUGUCAUUUUCAGCGCACGUUUAACCACAGUUGGCGACCAGUCCCCGGCGUGGAAGAUGCCGGAUCCGAUGAGUCUGCGCCUCUUCCAUCCCCCAAGGGACCCGCCAACUUCACACCUCCGGACGUUGGCUGCUGGCAGAAGAUGGAGGAGAAGGGUGCUGCGCUGGAGUUGUCGUUGAAGGAAGCCUUCCGCAGCUGGGGAAUCCUUGUGGCCAACAAUCCCGUCAUUGUGUUGGCUGUAUGUUCAGUGGUGACAGGAGGUCUUAUUGCCGGCGUCUACUUCUUCAAGGUUGUGACUGAUCCCGUGCAUCUGUGGUCGUCACCAAGCAGCGAGUCCAGACUACACAAACAGUACUUUGAUGAGCAUUUCGGUCCCUUCUAUAGACCAGAGCAGAUUAUAAUCAAGGCACCGGAAGGCACGGCGUGGACGACCGAGGAGAUUGAUUCCUUUUCAUCGCCGUACGCAGCCUCGGCCGCGUUUGGUCCCAUAGUGCAUUACCCGUUCCUGUUGGAGGUGCUGCGCUUGGAGAACCGCGUUCGUGAGCUGCAGGCGCCGUUCUCCGAGCCGGGCCCCAACGGUACCACGGUAACGCGAAACAUCACGCUCUCCGACAUCUGCUUCAAGCCGCUGUCGCCGGCCAACGACGCGUGCACGGUGGAGAGCGUGUCGCAGUGGUUCCAGCACAACGAGACGCGCCUGAACCUGACGUUCGUGAAGCCGCUCGAGAGCAUAUUCACGACCACGCUGGACUGGAGGAAUCACAUCUAUCACUGCGCCUCAGCGCCGUUCGACACGAACAGCCAGAACGCCGACGGCCUAAACAUCUCCUGCAUGGCGGACUAUUCGGGUCCCGCCAUGGCCAACGUGGUCCUGGGGGGAUACCCCGGAGAUGCUUACACCAACGCCACCGCUUUGCUAGUCACGUUCGUUGUCAAUAAUCAUGUCAACGAGGAAGAGAACAAGAUGGCAGAGGCGUGGGAAAAACGUUUCCUAGAUUUCAUUCUGUACGAGUAUGAGAACAGUUUGGACCUGUCCAUCGCUGUCAAUGCUCAGCGCUCCAUCGAGGACGAGGUGAACCGAGAGAGCGCGGCGGACGAGAUGACGAUAGCCAUCAGCUACCUGCUCAUGUUCUGUUACAUUGGCUUCACGCUCGGCCAAUACAGUCUCACCUAUCCCGCCAGGAAUCUUAUCGACUCCAAGGCUCUCAUUGGCCUGAGCGGUGUGCUGAUCGUCUUGUGUGCGGUGGGCGCAUCGCUUGGUUUCUUUGCCUACCUCGGUGUCCCGGCCACGUUGAUCAUCGUCGAAGUAGUGCCUUUCCUGGUUCUGGCCGUUGGCGUUGAUAAUAUCUGCAUCCUCGUGCAGUCUCAUCAGAGAGAUGAGAAGCGGGACGGCGAGACGGACAUUGAACAGUUCGGUCGCAUCGUCGGCGAGGUGGCACCCAGCAUGCUGCUGACAGGUGUCAGUGAAUCCACGGCAUUCUUCCUGGGUGCUCUGUCCACCAUGCCAGCAGUACGCACGUUCUCCCUCUACGCCGGCAUGGCCGUGUUCGUCAACUUCCUUCUGCAGAUCACCUGUUUCCUGGCACUGAUGUCCCUGGACAUGAGAAGACAGAGGAGCAAUCGCCUGGAUGUGUUCUGCUGCGUACCGCUCAGCAAGAAGCACACCGGAGAGCUGCAGGCCAGCGGUGGCCUGAUCUUCACCUUCAUGCAGGACAUGUACUCGCACUUCCUCAUGCUCUUCCCGGUGCGCGUCUGUACGAUGAUCUUCUUCACGCUAAUCUUCUUCGGCAGUCUGACGCGCAUUCCGCAUCUCGACGUCGGCUUGGAUCAGACGCUCGCAUUGCCAAAGGAUUCCUACCUUCUGAAAUACUUCCAUGAGAUGAACGAAGUGUUUCGUGUCGGUUCGCCUGUCUACUUUGUCGUCAAGGACGGCUUCGACUAUGCCGAAGAUGUGGACAAGAUCUGUACAACGUCCGGCUGCAGUCCCUACUCGCUGGGAGCUCAACUCAGCAUGGCCUCCAAACAAUCUAACUAUACCCGGUUAGCAACGUCCGCAUCGUCCUGGGUCAAUGACUAUCUGCAGUGGAUAUCGCCGUCCGUCAGCUGCUGUCGGCUGGUCGAGGGUAACUACACCGAGUUCUGCAAUGCUUCUGUGACGCCGGAAGAAGCAACGUGCACACCUUGUCUCAAGCCAUCGGACGUGGCGACCGGACAUCCGGACAAGGAGAUCUUCAUGAAGUUCAUGAACAAGUUCUUGGCUGACAUCCCCGGCAAGGACUGCGCUAAAGGAGGAAAGGCAGCAUACAACGCUGCGGUGAACCGGACUCCGAGUGACAUCAACUCCCCGGUGGAAACAGUGCGCUCCAGCUACUUCAUGGCGUACCACUCGGUGUGCCAGACAUCACAGGAUUACACUCAGGCUCUGAAGCAGGCGCGGCGAAUUGCCGCAAACAUCUCCACAACUCUCGGCGUGGAAGUCUUCGCCUACAGCUACUUCUACGUGUUCUAUGAGCAGUACUUGGAUCUGGUGCACGAGUCCAUGGUCAAUUUGGGACUUUGCUGUGCUGCCAUCUUCACCUGGUCGUUCAUUCUGAUGGGUUUCAGUGUGAGCUCGGCACUCAUCACGUUAGUGACGGUCGUCAUGAUCGUGGUGGACAUCAUGGGAGUCAUGUACUACUGGGGGAUCAGCUUCAAUGCCAUCUCGCUGGUCAACCUCGUCAUGGCGGUUGGCAUCUCUGUUGAGUUCUGUGCCCACAUUGUUCGCAAGUUCAGCGUAUCCUGCAAGCCGACGCGUAUCGAGCGUGCCAAGGACGCCCUUGCACACAUGGGCAGCUCGGUGAUUAGUGGUAUAACUCUCACCAAGUUUGUAGGUAUCGUGGUGCUAGCAUUUGCCAAGUCACAGCUUUUCCAGAUCUUCUAUUUCCGUAUGUACUUGUGUAUGGUGUUGUUCGGAGCUACCCACGGCCUCAUCUUCCUUCCCGUCCUGCUGAGCUUUGUCGGUCCCAGGUGCCCGACGGUUAGUUCCGUUCGCUCACAGCUCACAGAGAGGACACCUCUGCUGGGACACAGAGCCCAAUAGGCACACACAGUCAUCGCCGCUGAGCUUUGGUGGUGGCUGCGGAAAUCGAAGUCCUACCCAGCUGGUGCCGUCGAAAUGCCGUCGCUUUUUUGGGACGUGUUUCGACGUGGCGGGAGACCACUCAUAGCAACAGCACCAAAUAUCUCAUCUCUCUCCCUCUCUCUCGUGUUGAGUGAUGCUCUGCGGAACUGGCAAAGUGUCGCGCUUUGACUGAGGCCCUCUCACGUGAGGACGUUGGAACCUUGUAUACGCUCCUGAAUAUAUUAUGCUAUUAUGCUUUCGUGUAUAUACUACUGAGCUAAUCCCAUCCCUUGGAGAAUUUUAUUUCAAGCUUGCAGAAGUCUCUCUAACUGAGUCUGACCUGAACCCUGACCAUUUUGUUUGUUGCUUUACUACCAUGAAUCGAAUUAUCAUCCGCGCUAUUUGUUUUUUUACCGCUCCCCUCUACGAUAGGUGCGCCUGUCCGCAACAAUUUCAUUGGCAUUAUCCUGGCUCACAUCCUUUUCGCGCAUAUUUACACAAUGCCGCUGCUUGAUUUUCAUGUACGUAUGGCUCGCACCGGGCCUAUCACUGUCGUAUCCGAGAAGGAAGAUGAAGAAAUUCUUUACUCUUGAGAAUCUUGUCGCCUGCUUUUUUCUGCCGUUGCUGUCGGUUUGCUAAUCUUUUCGUGUCAUCACGCAUACUCGCAUAGCAUUAGUUCAACUGCUACUUUAGGGUGGGCAUGGAUUUCAUUAUGGUUGUGUGUAUGCUUUGUAGUGCCACCAUUAAAAUUAAUUUUUGUUCCGAUCCCUAGUCCCCUGACAGAAGCUCAGUACCCGCUUCUGUGGUGUUGUCAAUCUGUCCUCUACACCUGCACCGUUUCUACCCAGUGUAUCCAUUUUUAAAGUCAUCUAUUUACAACUCUUGCCUGGCUUUUGUUUUACAGUAAUUUUGUAUUACCCCAAUGAACUUAGAAUUUGACACGUA
Sycon ciliatum is the source of this 5452-nucleotide messenger RNA. RefSeq names its product NPC intracellular cholesterol transporter 1-like. The transcript is spliced from 29 exons. Gene Ontology annotation, molecular function: lipid carrier activity; cholesterol binding. Gene Ontology annotation, cellular component: plasma membrane. Bases 317 to 4486 code for a protein of 1389 amino acids. The record is from RefSeq and is a predicted model, not a curated record. Gene Ontology annotation, biological process: cholesterol homeostasis; intestinal cholesterol absorption. Lineage: Eukaryota; Metazoa; Porifera; Calcarea; Leucosolenida; Sycettidae.